This is a messenger RNA of Anopheles maculipalpis, 5207 nucleotides long. RefSeq lists its product as uncharacterized. The coding region runs from base 15 to 5207 and encodes 1730 amino acids. Lineage: Eukaryota; Metazoa; Arthropoda; Insecta; Diptera; Culicidae. Gene Ontology annotation, molecular function: protein binding. The transcript has 3 exons. The record is from RefSeq and is a predicted model, not a curated record.
AUCCCAGGAGUACCAUGUCAUCCGGAACGGCUUUCAAAGAGCAGCUGCUUAAGGUACGCCGUGAGGUGCAACUGUCCAGCGAUUCCAAAUCACUGUUGCGCACGAUUAAAGAAACGCAGCGCUGUUUGGAUGGAUUAGCGAACCAACCGAACUACACACUAUGUGUGGCCCAUCUAGUAAAGGAACUAUUGGACUGGGUCGCACUGAAGGAAGACCACGAACUCGACCCCGUACCGGCGGGCAAAGCUUGUCUCGAACUGUUGGAAGAAUAUCUAAAAGUUUGCCAUCAGGCAGAAAGUACAACACGAUGCUUUCUGGUGGUACGGCUGUACAAUGCAUUCGUAGCGCUGAACAGGAAAGACACCACCCGCCGGACAAAAUUAUACAUCGCACGCCUAAUGCAUCAGUUUCCUAUUGCAGAAGAUCACAUCGAUCUGUACGUACGGGUAAAGCGUGUUGUGCUAAAAACGGCACACGAGGCAAAAGAAAUGACUGAUCUUAUGGAGGAAGGGACCGAUUUGGUGAUAGAAAUGCAACGAAAACUCCUUGUGUAUGAAGCAAACGCUCCACUGACGGACAAUGGAAUCCGGGAGCCUGCGUUGGCCCUUUUUCGUGAAGUGUUUGAUAAUGGGAUGGCUAUACUGUGCCGAUUGUAUCCGGUGAGUCGCUCCAAAGCCGAACAAAUGUACCGAACCAUCAUGGACACGAUGCUAACGGUCGUUAAACCGAACGAACCGGAAUUGAUCAGCUUGCUGGGUGAUAGUGUCGGCUUUGUCGAGACCAUUCUCGGCUAUGCCGGAGGAGAAAGCGUGAAUUAUUGUCAGUUUGCUGGCUUUCUCGCACUGUUCGAGGGUAUCCGAACGGAACCGUAUGUUAGCUGCGCUCGAUUGAUAAGCAUGCUUGUGGAGCUCGUAACACAACCCACACCAACGGAUGUACAGAUUGACAACAUCGCCAAACGUGUACGAGCGGUUCAUUCGACAUUUCCUUCCCAUCAACUGGUAGUGAAGGUAGCGAUAUUUCUCACCUGCCAAGCCAUUCCUUAUCUGUACCGGUUACCACAGGAACUGUCGCUAUCCAUUUCACACGCAGCAAUCGGACUGUGCGAAGCACUCAUGCACUUUGUACGCCAAUGUCCGUCGGAUACGGUGCCAGAAUUGUGCCGGUUGUGUUCAAGCUCUCGGCGUCAUUUGGCCGAUAAGUUGCUCAGCUUACUGAUGCAUUUAAGCAUCGUUCAGGCACGAAAUGCUGCGGAGCAACGGAACGAACGGAACGAGCUGUCCUACUCUAUUGGCCGAGGAUGUGAGCUGAUUAAGCGCAAACUAGCCCUGCUAGAGGAACUAGGCUGUGAGCGAAAGCAAUCACUGAUCGACACAACGAUGCGUUACAGCAUUUCCUGGCUAAAGUAUGCAUUAACACUGCUUCGAGACGACGAUAGCCAAGCUGCAGCAGAGGAUAUGGAAGAAAUCGUACGCACGCUCAAGAUGCUCGUAUCCGUACAAAAUCGUUACCGGUUCGAGUUCCUUACGGAUCUUCAUCUCGUACGACUACUUGAGAACGCUUACGCUGAUCGACCUACGGGAAUUGCUGGAAUUUCCAUCUCCUGUUGGCCAAACGUCAGUAUUCGGCUGCUAAAACUAUUGAUCACACUCCGUGAACCUACAACGGCCUCAACCGAAGAACACACGACAACGAUCAGCUCGAUCGUACGCUCGAUCAUGUGCUACCAAAUAAAUGCAUCGGAAACGGAUCCGAUACGAUCGCUUACCCUGCCGCAACUGUACGAUCAUCCGUCCUACGAUCGGCACGGUUUCACGUUCGACUGUUACCCGUCACGGGUGGAAAAGUUUACCAUACUCGCCGAGGAAAUGGCUCUGGUGACGAAGUACAAAACUUCUAACACGCUACCAGUAUGGGAGUAUAUGCGCGAGCUUACCAAGGUGGGAGAAAUAGGUGAAAAUUGUCUCGCGUUCGGGAUGGCACUGCACGGAUUUAGUGAAAGCGAUGUGGGGAAGCUUCCCGAGUCGAUGAUCGACACGCUGUCGAGUGCUUUAAGCUUGUAUCAACCGAAAACGACGCUGGAACGUGUCAAACUUACUGCGUCGCGGGCUAUCGUGAGCUACCACACGUUUAGCUUAGAAAGUCGAAAUUUACUAAACCGUUUGCGGGAGAUACCGUUGAAGGUGGAACAGAUGCGUAAUGGGCAGCUCGAUAAGAUAAUGCUCGAGAAUCGGAUCGAUCGUGAGACACAACUUCAGCAACGGAUGGAAGCGAUCCGAAAAAACUACCGCGCACUGUUGGUUACGUUGGCAGAGGAUUGCUUCCGGUCGUUGUGGGUAUUGCCGUCGAUUGCGCAGAUAUCGAGCAUACUGGACAAUAUCGCACGUCUGUACCAUCUGAACUAUCAUCCUGAUCUGGCAGUGGAGUUGCAGCUGCUCAACUUGCUGCUUGUCACCCAACGGCAAGAUGUACGUCCGCUGGAUCAAUGUGCUUCGCUGGGUUUUCUGUUGGAACAGCAUCAGCUGACAAACGUGCAGUUGAAGAAGCUGCACGUGCAAAUCUCCACGAAACAUACAGGCGAUGUACUGGGAUCUUUGGAACGUUUGGCAAGCCGUGCGAAAGCCUUGCUACACUCACCAGGAACCGAUCUGAACGAUGUGCCAGAAAAUCGGAAGUUCCAACUGCUUAAUCUUUAUCUGGGACUCGCCGUGUACCGCGCUUCUUUGGGUGAGCUUGAGCAGGCUCUUCGCUUGAUACAACGCGCCCUGGACCAGCUGGACCGUUCCAACAAUGUCGGUACAGUAGGGGAGUUGUUCCGGGGCCGUGCGGCACAAAUAAUCUUUCGGCUUGCGACUGAGUACGAUCUGCCCUGGCCGGACGCUGUGCCACCGCUAGCAUUCAUGAAGCGAAUGCUGAUCAGUUUUAAUGCCCUGCAAAAACUGUCCACCGAGCACACGUUUACACUGUCGCUUGCAACGGUCGACAUGACGGUGGCGGUGUUACAGUAUCUGAUCGUACGGUACGAUACGGGUCCGCUGAUUGAACCGCACGUGGAACAGCUGCUCAAGUUUGUGCUGCGUCGUGGGGCUGGAUUGCGGGUGAUGCAGCUGCUGCUGCUGUACGGUCAGAUGUGUGCCGAUAUGCAAAAGUUGGAUCGAUGCGAGAUCGUGGUCUCGUAUCUGGAUCAGUUGUUGAUGUUUUGUCCGAUCCAAUCGCAAGACGAGAAGGAAAACGGAAUGUUGGUAGAAGGUCUGUCGCUGAUGGGAAGUUACAAAAGCAUUCACCAUAAAAUCAAUAGCAAUUUGCCGGUAACGAGUCACGCAAUCGUCGACGAUCUUGUUGAUGUCGAAAGGGAAGCGGCACCAAAGCACAGAAUACUUCCGCCGAACAUCGUACUGGGUGAAACAACGGUGAAGGAAACAAUCAUUCACCCCUAUCUAAUGUUUUGUCACCCACCGGGCUGUGAUUGUCGUUACUGCAACUAUCCACAGUAUAAAAUGAUGGCAUACCAAACGGCUGCACUUCAUGUGCGAUUAUCUCUCCUGCAGCACUCCAAAACGAGGAAACACAUCGAACGAUCCUACCAAUCGCUUAUCGAACACUGGGAGAAAAUGGUUCCAAAAUUGACUUCCUGGAACGUGCCAGUAUACCUGUCGGACUUAAGUGUAGCUGUAAUACGAACACACUUAAAUUAUGGUCAAUUUCUGACCCGUCAAAAUCGGUUCGAUCGUGCUCGUCAGGUGUACGAACGGGCCACGGAGGUUACUGAAGUGAUCACCAUCGAUCCAGCACUGUCUGCCGACAUACGAUAUAAUAUCAAAGCGUUAGACUUUUUGGUGUGUCAACGAUCAGCAACACCGCUGCCAAAGCGUAGCCGAUCAAUGAUUGAAGUACGUUACGCAGAACUUCUUGCAAGAAAAGGUAAAACGAACGGUGAUAACGCAUCGGAUGGGAUGGGCCAACUAACUACCAAUCUGAGCAAUUUGACGAUGAAAACUCCAAAGCCAGCUAGUCGAACAUGUGCGCCACCGAAAACGGUCGAUCGGGUAAAUGAGUUGCUGCGUCAGGCGGCAACACGACGCCAUCAGCUUAAAACUAACAUACCAGCGGACCCGUUGUUAGGAAUCUCGGAAGAAAGCAGCAUCUCCGAUCGUAUUUGCUCCUCGCAAUCGGCUCGCAAACCGAAAACGGUCAACAUUUUCGUCGAUUCUCCUCCCAGUCGUAAUAGGAAAGUUGUUGCGGUUCCUGCAACGGUUGCUAAAAUGCAGAAACCAGCCACCAAAGUAUCGACCAGCGCUACUUCGGCUAUGAAGAAAUCGAAAUCAAAAGAACCGGUCCAGGUAAGCCAGGUCCAGGAGAGCGUGGAGGGUAAAGAUCGUGGAAUGGAAAAUCGCCGAGCUGGAAAGCGUACACUGACGAAUGAACCAAUGACGCCGAACCUUAAUGCGAAUUCGUACCGAGAUGUUUUGGUGAAGGAAACUCCCGUCUGCACUCCUCCGCCAACAGCUCGACCGGAUGCGUUGUGUAAUAUAACCGCCCGGAAGGUUCGUCGCCUGGUGGUGGGAGAAUUCCCGAGCCUGAGCGAUUCUAGCGAUACGGAUGCUUCUACAAAAACGCCACACGCCCAGAAACGAAUUGACAGUCCGACACCGCUGAAUGGAUCGUUCAGGGAUGCGCUUGUGCUUGGUGGGACUGUUAAGAAAAAAGACGAUAGUAGUGUGGUGAUUGUGUUGGAUGAUUCAAACGACUCUAGCCAUAAAUCGGAGGAAGCAAUUGAGGCCAGCUUUGUGCUAAGUCAUGCAGUUUCGGCAGAUAAAUUGGAUGGGCUAUCGCUUAAAUCUUACUCCGAUCGGAAGCGUUUGCUCGACAGCGCUGGACGACCGUUGCCAGGGUCGGCUGUACGGCCAGUGGCCACCAAGCGCAGGACGCCACUGUUGGCCGCCAAAACGAAGCUUCGAUUUGAUGAAUCCACUCCGGAACAGGUUGACGAUAACGGUGCGAAACACUUGCAAGCGAACAGCAACGGGAAGGCCUUGAAGAAGUUGGCAGAAGGAAAACAGAUACGUUCGCAUAUGAAAAAAGCAAUUGAACCAGUGGUAGAAGCAGUACCAUCAAACACAGGUAUGGAAAAAAGUGACCAAAGCAAGGUGGAAUCGCGUGUAAGCUGCAUUGCAACCCGGACGCGAUUGCGCAGGAAAAGAAUCUGA